AUGUCCCAGUCGUCCUCGGGAAGAGCCAUUCCGACCAGAAUAGAGAGCGAUUCGGUAUGUAAACUGAAAUUUUUGGACAUUAUCGAGAAGCGUUCGUUGGGAUUCAACAGAACUGGUUUAGAGGAUUCCAUAGCUUUCAAGCUAUACAAGAACAUCUACCCGUUCCCGUUCGGCGCUCAAAAUUCCCUGCAGAACUCGGUCGGCGGUAUAUUUAACCUGGAAUUCAGCCUCGACGGGAAAUUACUGGUGGCCGCUUGCGAGGGAAAGCAAAUCCUGAUCUUCGAUUCGGCCAAUCAGAAACUCGUCCACAACGUGCCCGAUGCUCAUUCGAACUGCGUCAAUUGCGUCAGGUUUCUAAACGACAAACACUUUGCUACUUGCUCCGAUGACGCUUCCAUUAAGAUAUGGGACGUGCGGAAAGUCAAACACUCGAUGAAAACGCUGCACGGCCAUUCGAAUUGGAUAAAGAACAUCGAAUGGUCGGAGAAGGAGAACGUAAUGGUAACAUCGGCCUUCGACGGCAGCAUCUACGCCUGGAACCUGAAGAGCCCCAACGAGAGCAACAUGAUGUACGAUAAGGUGUUCCUGAUGAACGGCCUCAUGCGCAUGAAACUCACCGGCGACGGCACCAAGAUGAUCAUAUCGACCACCAACGGCUUCAUCAUCAUCAUACACGAUUUGAAUUUGCUCACGCUGGCCACCGAUCUGCGUUCGUUUCGCCCGAGCCUCUACCGAUUGAUGCAGAUCAGCGACCAGUGCUUUCCGAUCGGCACCGUCUACAAUUACCUGUUCUCGCCGAACCGCAAGCGCAACCGCAUCGAAUUCAUCGAGGACUUUCCCAACGAAGCGGAGGUGAUCAGUUCGUUGCAGAUCCACCCUCACGGCUGGUGUUCCGUGUCGCGCAACGUCAACGCCGAAGAGGACGAAGAGUGGACGGCGGUGCACGACAUCCAAACGAGACACCCCGACGACUACAAGAACGCCUACACGUACGUGAACGAAGCGGAGCCCGAGGAGACGAGCCCGGGCGGCGCCAAUCAGCCCACCGAUCUCUGGAUGGGCUUCGUCACGGUGGCCGAUUACUAUCGCACCCACAGCCGCGAGUACGGGCGCGCCAGGCAGGACGCCGGCGCCGGCGAGAGCCUCCAGCCGCCCACCAUGGGCAUCCUGAACACCGGCCUGAUCGGCGCCAACGCCUCGUUCGACGCCUACUUCAACCAGUUCCCCGACGAGCGCAACAAGAUCGUGCGCAACCUGCCGAGGAUGACGCACUACGUCAAAGAGAAGAACGUCGGCAAGGGGUUCAUAAAGGAGUUGUGUUUCUCGGGGGACGGUCGGGUGAUUUGUUCGCCCUGCGAUCGAGGCGUUAGAUUGUUGGCGUUCAACGAACGUUGUGAGGAAUUGUCGGUUUGCGUGCCGGACGAGCCGCGCCAAUUGGAGACCGUGUUAGAAAUGAAGAACUAUCACAAGGACGUGGUGGUGUCGUGUAAAUUCAGUCCGGCGCAUUGCCAGCUCGUCAGCGGGUGUUUAGGUAGCGAAAUUAAAUGGUAUCAACCUGUGAUAUGA
Phyllotreta striolata is the source of this 1566-nucleotide messenger RNA. The record is from the annotation of a GenBank genome assembly. NCBI's taxonomy places the organism in Eukaryota, Metazoa, Arthropoda, Insecta, Coleoptera, Chrysomelidae.